AUGAGAACAGUGAACACCUACCUCUUCAUGAUGCAGGCUCAAGGCAUUCUGAUCCGGGACAACAUGAGAACCAUCGGAGCUCAGGUUUAUGAGCAGGUGGUUCGGAGUGCUUAUGCCAAGAGGAACAGCAGCGUGAAUGACUCAGAGGGCCCAAUAGACAUAAACAUGAGUGAAAUCGCAAUGGACGACAUCCAUGAAAUCUUCUCCAAAGACCCAGCCAUCAAGCUCGGAGGUCACUGGAAACCUUCGGAUUGCAUGCCUCGAUGGAAGGUGGCGAUCCUCAUCCCUUUCCGGAACCGCCACGAGCACCUCCCAGUCCUGCUCAGACACCUGAUUCCCAUGCUGCAGCGCCAGCGUCUGUGGUUUGCGUUUUAUGUGGUUGAACAGGUCGGCACCCAGCCUUUUAAUCGAGCCAUGCUUUUCAACGUCGGUUUUCAAGAAGCAAUGAAGGAUCUGGACUGGGACUGUCUUAUUUUUCAUGAUGUGGAUCACAUACCAGAAAGCGAUCGGAACUACUAUGGAUGCGGGCAGAUGCCGAGACACUUCGCAACCAAGUUGGACAAGUAUAUGUACCUGCUUCCUUACAGCGAGUUCUUUGGCGGAGUGAGCGGCUUAACGGUGGAACAGUUCCGGAAGAUCAAUGGCUUCCCAAACGCUUUCUGGGGUUGGGGCGGAGAAGAUGAUGACUUAUGGAACAGAGUACAGAACGCAGGCUACUCCGUGAGCCGGCCAGAAGGCGACACCGGGAAAUACAAAUCUAUUCCUCAUCACCAUCGAGGAGAAGUCCAGUUUCUUGGAAGGUAUGCUCUGCUGAGGAAGUCCAAAGAACGGCAAGGGCUGGACGGCCUCAACAACUUGAACUACUUUGCAAACAUCACAUACGACGCCUUGUAUAAAAACAUUACUGUCAACUUGACACCCGAGCUGGCUCAGGUGAGCGAGUACUGA
Messenger RNA from Puma concolor (puma), 948 nucleotides. The record is from RefSeq and is a predicted model, not a curated record. Lineage: Eukaryota; Metazoa; Chordata; Mammalia; Carnivora; Felidae.